GGAGUCUUUAGAUCAGCGGAUGGACUCUAAAAGUUUACAUCUUUGAGGGAUUUGACUCGAAGAUGCUGUCCGUCCAACUCGUGCUGCUUCUCGGUCUACUCUACUUGGCACAGUACGUCAGGCCUGUGGUAAGCCAAUACCAGGACCAGAUUAGCCUUGCAGAGUUCAGUGAUGGCUGCACUGAGGGGAGCUGUUACCCGGCAACAGGAGAUCUUCUUAUUGGCAGAGACCACCAGUUGUAUUCAACAUCCACCUGUGGACUGAACCGUCCAGAACCCUUCUGCAUCGUCAGCCACCUGCAGGAGGAAAAAAAGUGUUUUGUGUGUGACUCGACGGCACCCUACAGUGAAUCAACCAAUCAGACGACCAACCAUCGUAUCGAGAAUGUUGUAACCACAUUUGCUCCAAACAGACUGAAAACCUGGUGGCAGUCUGAGAACGGUCUGGAAAAUGUCACAAUCCAGUUGAACCUGGAGGCAGAGUUUCACUUUACUCACCUGAUCAUGACCUUCAAAACGUUCCGACCUGCUGCAAUGGUGAUUGAGCGCUCAGCUGAUUUUGGGAAAACUUGGAAAGUGUAUCGAUACUUUGCUUACGACUGUGAAACGUCCUACCCUGACGUUUCACCAGGUCCCAUGAAGAAGGUUGAUGAUGUCAUCUGUGACUCACGCUAUUCCGACAUUGAACCAUCUACUGAGGGAGAGGUCAUUUUUAGAGUUUUGGACCCGGCUUUCCGAAUCAAUGACCCCUACAGCCCCCGAAUCCAGAAUAUGUUAAAGAUCACAAAUCUGAAGGUACAGUUCACCAAACUUCACACACUCGGGGACAACUUGCUUGACUCUCGUAUGGAGAUUAAAGAAAAGUAUUACUAUGCUGUCUUUGACAUGGUGGUUCGAGGAAACUGCUUCUGCUAUGGACACGCAUCAGAGUGUGCUCCUGUCCAGGAAACUGGUUCGACCAGAGAGGGUAUGGUUCAUGGUCACUGCAUGUGUAAUCAUAACACUAGAGGUCUGAACUGUGAAAAGUGUCAAGAUUUCUAUCAUGAUCUCCCUUGGCGACCCGCUGAGGGACGCUACACCAAUGCCUGCAAGAAGUGUAACUGCAACCAGCAUUCUGGCUCAUGUCACUUUGACCUGGCCGUGUAUGUGGCUUCUGGAAAUGUAAGCGGAGGUGUCUGCGAUGACUGCCAACACAGUACAGCUGGACACAACUGUGAGCAGUGCAAACCAUUCUACUUCCAACACCCGGAGAAAGAUGUGAGAGAUCCAAAUAUCUGCCAGUCUUGCAGUUGUGACACCCUUGGUUCCCUGAAUGGAGGAAUCUGUGACGGGAGGACAGAUAUUAGAGUUGGACUCAUUGCUGGUCAAUGCCGCUGCAAAGCCAAUGUGGAGGGUGAACGCUGCGAUCGCUGCAAACCGGCCUAUCACGGACUCAGUGAUGACUCUGAAGGCUGCAGGGCCUGCACUUGCAGCCUUCUUGGAACCGUUCCUGGAGGAAACCCUUGCGACAGUGAGACAGGAAACUGUUUCUGUAAACGACUGGUGACUGGACAGGACUGUGAACAGUGUGUGUCUGAACACUGGGGUCUUAGUAAUGACGUGGAUGGUUGCAGACCAUGUGACUGUGACCUGGGAGGAGCAAUUAAUAACCAGUGCAAUCAGCAGAGUGGUCAGUGCGUCUGCAGAGAUCACAUGUUUGGCCGUCGUUGUGAUCAAGUGGAGUCAGGAUUCUACUUUAUUGCUCUAGACCACUACACCUACGAGGCAGAGGAGGCCAAGCUCGGACCCGGGGUGAUGGUGGUUUCAAGGCCCCACCCUCGGGACCACAGUCCCACCUGGACAGGUAUUGGCCUGGUCAACGUCCCAGAGGGAGCGUUCCUGGAAUUCACUGUUGACAACAUUCCUCACUCCAUGGAGUAUGACGUUCUCAUCCGAUAUGAGCCCCAGCUGCCUGAACAAUGGGAGGAGGUUUUGAUGACAGUGAUGAGACCAGGACCAAUUAAAGCAGACAGUCGUUGUAUAAAUACUGUGCCGGAUGACGACCACCAGGCGACUUCACUUCACCCUGGGUCACGACACGUGGCUCUUCCCAGACCAGUGUGUUUUGAAUCUGCUCUGAAUUAUACCAUCCGCCUUAGUCUGCCGCUGUACUCGGCCCUCAGUGAUGUUCAGUCUCCAUACACGCUCAUUGACUCGAUUGUGCUGAUGCCUCACUGUAAGAACUUGGACCUAUUUAGCGCCUUAGAAGGAGGAGAAUCGGGUGAAAACCGUGGAUGGGAAACUUUUCAGCGUUAUCGUUGUCUGGAGAAUAGUCAGAGCGUAAUCAAAACACAGAUGACCGACAUUUGCCAAAACUUGAUCUUCAGCAUUUCUGCAAUGCUACACCAGGGAGCCAAAGAAUGCCAGUGUGAUCUACAAGGAUCUUUAAGCACAGUGUGCAACCCCAGUGGAGGUCAGUGUCAGUGUCGGCCUCACGUCAUCGGUAGAGACUGCAACAAAUGUGCUCCAGCCACAUUCCAGUUUGGACCAAGUGGAUGCAAAGUUUGUGAGUGCGACCCUCAAGGCUCACAGACCCCCGUUUGUGAUCAGGUUACUGGUCAGUGCGCUUGUGUUUCGGGUGCAUAUGGACGUCAGUGUAAUGGCUGUCUCCCAGGCCAUUGGGGCUUCCCGACUUGCCGCCCAUGCUCCUGUAAUGGGCACACUGAAGAAUGUGAUGCUCACACUGGAGAGUGCCUUCAAUGCAGGCACUACAGCACAGGACACCAUUGUGAAAGGUGUUUGGAUGGUUACUAUGGCGAUCCGAAGCUGGGCUCAGUUGACCAUUGUCGCCCCUGUAUGUGUCCUGAUGGACCUGGCAGCCUGCGGCAAUUUGCAGAAAAUUGUUACCGUGUGGAUGAUUCCCAACAAGCCAUCUGUGUCUGUGAAACUGGAUACCUGGGUGCUCGCUGUGAUGGGUGCUCCCCUGGUUACUACGGAAACCCUGAUGUGGUAGGGGGGUCCUGCCAGCCCUGUCAGUGCAACAACAACAUUGACAUGCUGGACCCACAAUCCUGCAACGCCCAAACUGGCGAGUGCUUGCGCUGCCUGUAUCACAGCGAGGGAGAUUCCUGUGAAUAUUGCAUGCUGGGCUACUAUGGCAACGCUCUACUGCACGACUGCCAGAAGUGCAUUUGUCACCAGCUGGGCAGCGAUGCUUCCAGCUGUCCGUCAUCAGGCGACUGUCACUGUGACCGCACAAGUGGUCAGUGUCAGUGUCUCCCUAAUGUUACUGGCCAGCACUGUGACCGUUGUGCGCCUGACACCUGGAACAUAGCAAGCGGUAGCGGCUGUCAGGCCUGUGACUGUGACGCUGAACAUUCGCACGGGACGACGUGCAAUGAGAUCAGUGGUCAGUGCUCAUGUGUGCCAGGUUUUGGAGGAAGAACAUGCAGAGAGUGUCGAGAGCUGUUCUGGGGCAACCCAGCGGUCAAAUGUCACGCAUGUGACUGUGAUCCUCGUGGUAUUGCGCAGCAGCAGUGCAACAGGAACAACGGUCACUGCGCGUGUGUAGAAGGUGUGUCUGGACCACACUGUGACACUUGUGCCCGUGGGUUCUCUGGUACCUUCCCGGACUGCCAGCGCUGUCACCUCUGCUUUUCUGAGUGGGACAUGGUCAUUGGGCAGCUGACCAAUCAGACACAUCGCCUUGCAAACAAGGUAAAUGCUAUCAAAACCAGUGGAGUAAGUGGGCCCUACAGAAAGUCCAUUGACAUCAUGGAGAGGAGCGCCUCCGACAUCCACGCCCUCCUUGACCAGAACCCGGCCUCACAACCAUUAAGCGAGAUCCAGCAGCUCCUAAAAGAGGCUAGUGACUUGAUGGAAGCUCUUAGCCGCUCACUAAAUGACACUGAAAAGACGCUAAUAGACGUGCAGCAGGAGGACGACGCCAUGGACAAUAAACUGAAAAUGCUGACGGCACAUGCUCAGAAACUGGAGCAGACGGUUCAGGACAUUUUAGAACAGGCUGAGUUCAUCAAGAACUCGGACAUCAGAGGGGCUGCAAACAGUGUUAAUAAGUACUACCUGCAGUCUCAGGUGGCUGAAGGUCGAGCAAAUGCCUCUACCAUCGACCCAGACAGCCCAGUGGAGAACUCUGCUCACCUUCGGGAACUCACUGGGGGUAAGAUGAACCAAACCAGAGAUGAGUUCCUCAGGAGACACGCAGAGCAUGCUCAGAGACUGGAUGAACUGGCUGGACAAAUCCAGACUCUGGACCUGACAGAGCUCAGCCACAAGACAUGUGGGAAUCCAGCAGAUCAGGGGUCAUGUUGGUCGUCUCCGUGCAGAGGUCCUGGCUGUGUGAACGUAGAAGGUGGCCAUAGGUGUGGAGGAGAUGAAUGUAAUGGUCUGUUGACAAAAGUUCACUCCAGUUGGCAGAAAGCUAGUGACUCUGAAGAGGAAAUAUUAAAUGCCAUGGGCAAAGUGGACACACUUGCAAAGAUGGUUUCAGAGCUCAAACAACAGGCAGAUGAUGCAAAAAUUAGUGCUAAUGACGUCCUUAUGAAGACCAACAGGACCAAACACAAAGUUGACCAGAGCAACAAGGAGCUGAGGACCCUCAUCGGACAGAUUCGAGACUUCCUCACACAGGAUGGAGCCGAUCUUGAGAGUAUUGAAAAAGUGGCCAAUGAGGUGUUAGCCAUGCAGAUGCCCACCACACCAGAGCAGCUUCAGAACCUGACGGAUGAAAUUCGACAGAAGGUGGGGGAACUGGGCAAUGUGGAGAGCAUCCUGCAGCAGAGUGCUGACGACAUUCAGAAAGCUGAAAGCCUGCUUGAACUCGCACGUGAAGCUAGUCAGGAGGCAGCCAACGUAAAGAACUCUGCUGAGGUGGUGAAGCUAGCUCUGGAAGAAGCUCAGAGAGCUCAGACAGCGGCCGUCAGUGCAAUCCAGCAAGCCACCAACGAUAUCGAGAACAGCAACAAGCUCCUACUCUCAGUGAAGUCAGAGACAACAGAUGCAGAGUUCAAACUGAACAAUGCCACACAAAGACUACAUCGCCUUGAUGAGAACAUGACACUGCUGAGGAACAAAACUUUGAAUGCCACUAUAAGCAGUGAACACACUAUUCAGGACGCAACAAGCAUAAAACAAAUUGCCAAUGAGUUAAAAAAGGACAUGGACUCUGAACUAAAGGAUAAGUUCUCCACUGUAGAGCAGCUGAUUGAUCAAAAAGGAGGCGGUUUGGCUGAUGCAAAGAAAAAGGCGGAAUUAUUGCAGCAGGAAGCCAAGGAGCUGCUGUUGCAAGCCAGUGGCAAGCUGAAGCUUCUGAAAGAGCUUGAGAAGUCCUACGCAGACAAUCAGCGUGCUCUAGAGACAAAGGCGGAGCAGCUGGAGGAGCUGGAGGCUUCGGUGAAGGAGCUGCUGCAGCAGAUCAGCCAUAAGGUCACAGUUUACAGCACCUGCCUGUUCUGAGGCCAAUUGACACCGCUAACAAGAUGAGCAUCGCUUUUCCUAGUUCAUCUCAAAGACAAAAAUGGAAAUUCCAAUUUGUUGACGAACACCAAAGAAUGUAUUUUCCCGUAUGUUAAUGUGUUCCUUUCACGCUCCUCUGUGUCUUCACUACAGCAAAGCUGAAUGAAAAUGUAAUCAGUGACUGUUUGUUUUAAUAAAAGUUUCAAUGUUA
Molecule: messenger RNA, 5664 nt
Organism: Nerophis lumbriciformis (worm pipefish)
Lineage: Eukaryota; Metazoa; Chordata; Actinopteri; Syngnathiformes; Syngnathidae
Gene: lamb1a
Product: laminin, beta 1a
Biological process (GO): animal organ morphogenesis; tissue development
Source: RefSeq, a predicted model, not a curated record